UGUACUUCGUCAUCAAAAGUGUUGGUCAGUUCGGAACUUUUUCAACAUUCGGAUGUUUUUGGAGUCUUCUUCCACAACACAUUUGGCAGUGAAAUUUUAGCUGAAAUGGAUUCAGACUCUGACCAACCUUGUAAGAAAAGAUGCACAGAAAGGGAUAAAGUUCAGAGUGAAAGUGCAGAUGAGGGCAAAGUUCAAGUAAAAGCUACUGAUGCUGCAACCUGCACUAUGGGAACUGACAGUAAUGCAAACAGUAAUACAUGUACAGAAAAUACAGACAGAGGUUCAAGGUCACAGAGUCCAGAUGAAGAUGAUAAUAUGCAGGGUUGCCAUAACAACUUACAGGAAGUUGAUGAAGAUUCAAGGUCAAGUUCAAGGUCAGGUAGUGAAGAGGCACCAAUGCCAUCUGAUAUACUUGUUGACUGGGUAACAUCACAAAAUAUAUCAUCUUUUACAAAACCCAGUCAACCUUGUCGAGAUGUGGAAAGUAUGCCAAGUUGUUCUCAUGACACUAGAUUUAGUCGGAAUAGAAGUCCUGCUAACAUUGUUGUUGAUGAUACAGGGGAGAUAAUCCCUGUUGAGAACUUGAAUUCCUCCUCAUCAGACAGUGAUAGUUCAGAUAAUCAAAUAGACUCAGCUACAUGUAGAUCAGAUAGGUCGGAAUCAACAUUCAAAAUUCAGCCAAGUCGUCAUACUGAAAUGACCUUGACAUUUGGUGGUACUGGGUCAAGGUCAAACAUGACUCAUACAGUGUUACUAGGAGAUGGUUAUAAUAGUCGUCAAUCUGUUAAAUAUGUAUUUAACUUUAGAAGCAUGUCUGAUUCAGCUACACAGACUGAUUCAUUGAAUCGAGAAACAACAAUUAACAUGAUUAAUACGGCUGAAGAUCAAAAUGGUUCACCUUAUUUUCUACUCAAGGGAGACGACUCCUCAAACAAUGCUGAUACACAGUUUCAGUCAAGUAUAAACAGACUGCCGAUGAAUAUUUUACUGCAGAUAUUUAAAUCUUUAACAAUGUGUGAACUAUUAUGUCAGGCAAGCUUGGUGUGUAAAACAUGGUAUAACCUGUGUCAUGACCCUGACCUCUGGAGAUCAAUUGAUCUAAGUCAUCAGCACAGAGCAGACGAUAAUGUGUUGUCACGCUUGACUUCAUACAGUGAUAGAGUGACCAAUAUAAAUCUGGAAGACACUAAGAUACUUACCAGUCAUGGAAUCAGCCUGGUUUGUGUCAAGUGUAAACAUCUGCAAAAACUGAAGUUAACCAGAUGUUUUUCAGUAGAGAAUGAUGUACUUAUGAUGGUAGGGACGUCAUGUAAGAAUCUACAGUGUUUAUAUCUAGAUGGUUGUUAUAGAAUCAGUGAUCAGUGGACCUGUAGUGUUGGAGAAGGUUGUCAACAGUUAAAGGAGUUAGUCCUGAGUCGCUGUAGUCAGAUGACUGAUGUCGGAAUUAGUAGGAUUGCUGAAAACUGUCAUAACUUAGAAAAUAUUAUACUGGAUCAUUGUAAUAAGGUUACAGAUCAAUCUGUGAGAAUGUUGGCAGAAAACUGUCCCGAACUCAAGACAUUGUCAUUGGCAAAUUGUAACAUCACAGACACUGGAAUAUGUUCUAUAUAUAGGAUGAAGAAAUUGGAAUACCUAGAUAUAUCCAAUCUGCCUGGUGGUAGUAUUACUGCAGCAAUCGUCUCACAGCUUACAAGGAAGUGUGAUAACCUGGAGUGUUUAAACCUUUCACUGAACCUGACUAUAGAUGACAGAUGUAUACAGGAAGUGGUUAGAUAUGGGCAGAAGAUAACAAAACUGUUUUGUGUUAACUGUAGUUUAAGUGAUGAAGGUUUAAUGGGCAUAGCAUCACAUGGAAGGAAUAUAGUAAAAUUAGACUUGGGUUGGUGUAAAGAUAUUACUGACCGUGGAAUAUGGGCGGUCACUGAAAACUGUCCUGCUCUAAAAUAUCUAGGACUUAUUAGAUGUGAUUCAGUAUCAGAGAAAGGAGUUGAGGCCAUGGUGGAUAAAUACCCUCACAUCCAGUUCUCAACGUUCUUUAUGGAGUCAAGAAAAUUGAUUCAGAAAGCUAUCGCUAAUGGUUUUAAGUUUAUGGCGGAGACAGAGCAGAAUAAAUAAUUUACAAACUUCUUGGUGAAGUGCUGAAACUUUGCUGUAAAGAUGUUUGUACUUGAUUAAAAUAAACUGCAGGAUAUAACCCUAGUUUUCACGCACUAAUGCAGAGAUGGAGCAUAAAAGAUACAUUUAUUUUAUAUAAAUAUUUCUUAAAAAUGUGCAGACAGUUUGCUAUACAGGUGUCUGUACUUGAAUCAUUAAAUUUUCACAGAUGCCAGCUUAUGGGAAUUACCCUAUUUUGAAAAGAAUCAAGCCCUGAAAUCAUGUUAUUUUGGUCAGCUAUCUUUGUUGUAAAUAUUGAUGAGACAGCCAAGAAACAACAUAAAUAAGUAGAGGUCAACAUAAGCUCUUCAAAUGUAAAAAGAACAUGACAAGCUCUAGUUUUUAUUGCAUUAAAUCAUAAAGAUUUACCGUCAAUGCAAAAAUUUCUUAAUGGACAAAGACAUAUAUAUAGAAUAUUUAUAUUUAUUUUUUUGUGCAUUUGAUAUUGCAUUUUUUUAUGAAGGGACAAAAAAGUGAGAAUAAUUAUUGUGAUUUAAGGAAAAACUGCAUACAGUUAUAUGUAUCAGAUAUUAGACUGCAAGUUCUUAUAAUUUUGAUUAACAAACAACUGAAGAGGUCACUUUUUAUGGAUGGACAAUUAUUUUGAUUUGUGGCUUCUAAAUGCAAUCAUGAUAUUCUGAAUGGUUACUUAAAAAAAGUAUGGAAUGUUUUUUUAAUUCUGCAUUUUAUUGAUGAAUAUGUGUUUUUUUUGUAGCCAUUUUGGCAUCAUUUCAUUCAAAUUCAGAAAAAAAACUGUGCACAAAUCUCAAGAUUCAGGCUACUUGAGCAUGUUGAGUUCUAGAUUUUGAAACUUUGUGUACUAUUUAAUGGGGAAAAAUUGACAUCAGUGAACCUAAUCCAUCAGUGAUAAAUCCAGGGGAGGAUACAGUGCUUAGACCCCCCUUUUAUUUGAUGAUCAAUGGUUAUGAAUGUGGACAUUUUUAAAAACAUGGCUGGAAUGGCCCUGUCCAUGCUUAUAAUAUGCAGUGUCAGACAUUGAACUGAUCAUGAAAAUCAUGAUAUAAUGACUAGCGCUUAGGUUUGUUUUAAAGCUUUUGCUUAUAUCUUUACCCAGAAUAGAUGAGACUUUAUUUGUAUUCCAAACAAAACAUAAAAAAAGAAGAUGUGGUAUGAUUGCCAAUGAGACAACUAUCCACAAAAGCCCAAAAUGACACAAACAUUAACAACUAUAGGUCACCGUACGGCAAAGCCCAUACCGCAUAAAGUAAGCUAUAAAAGGCCCCGAUAAGACAAUGUAACACAAUUCAAACGAGAAAGCUAACGGUCUUAUUUAUGUAAAAAACAUGUUAACUUAAUGUAACAAAAGUUCAAUUUUACACAUCAAUUUUUAUGAAGCUAUUACAUUAUUUUUUUUAUGGAAACAGUGAUUGUAUAAUAAAAGACUUGUUAAAUUAUGUAUAUGUAAAACUCUUGUUUCUGUUUCAUGUUAAUGACAGAAUUAAAUUAUUUAAAUCAA
Messenger RNA from Mytilus trossulus (common blue mussel), 3631 nucleotides. Its product is annotated as F-box/LRR-repeat protein 17-like. The transcript has 8 exons. Gene Ontology annotation, molecular function: protein binding. The coding region runs from base 106 to 2115 and encodes 669 amino acids. The record is from RefSeq and is a predicted model, not a curated record. Gene Ontology annotation, cellular component: SCF ubiquitin ligase complex. Gene Ontology annotation, biological process: SCF-dependent proteasomal ubiquitin-dependent protein catabolic process. NCBI's taxonomy places the organism in Eukaryota, Metazoa, Mollusca, Bivalvia, Mytilida, Mytilidae.